Vombatus ursinus (common wombat) is the source of this 1100-nucleotide messenger RNA. It is a transcript of the gene CMTM5, whose product is annotated as CKLF like MARVEL transmembrane domain containing 5. Gene Ontology annotation, cellular component: membrane. The record is from RefSeq and is a predicted model, not a curated record. Lineage: Eukaryota; Metazoa; Chordata; Mammalia; Diprotodontia; Vombatidae. The coding region runs from base 361 to 666 and encodes 101 amino acids. The transcript has 4 exons.
UACCCACCCAGAACAUCUCUACUUCACCCACCAUUCUGGUUCAGGCCCCCUCCCUUUGCUGCCCUUCCUGGCCGGUCCAGUAAGCCUCCUCCUCCUGCUCCUCCUCCUCUUCUUUCCAGCUACCUCUGCCCCUCCCUCAGCCUUUCUCUUACCCUCAUUUUUUCGUGAUCUUUUUCCCUCAAUUUUUCCUUUUUCCUCUUCUCUCUCCCUCCUCCCCUCACCCUUUCACUCUCUCCUUCUCCCUCCCCAUUCCAGAUUUCCGGUUCCUUUCUUGGGGCCAGGAGGAAAGACUCUUCGUCAUUUUUUUCGGCUGUCCCGAGUCUAUCACUCUUCUGCCUAGCCCCCAGCCCCUCUGCAGAGAUGCUGAGUGCCAGAGACAAGCCUCCAGAAGAGAGGGGAGCUGUGGGGCUUCAGGGCUUCGCCAUUGACAAGAGCUUUCUCACCAACCCCAAAGGCAUCCUUCUGGAAGUCGAGCUGGACUUCCUUCGAUGUGUCAGUGCUGUCGUCAUCCUCCUCGUCGUGUCCUUCGCUGCUGUGGUCUCUCGGGAGGGACCUGCCAUUGCUGCUUUUGUUUUUGGUGUUAUCGUUGUUUUUGUCUUUAUCUAUGAUGCCUUCAAGAUCUACCAGGCAGAGAUGGCACCCAGCCCCACCCCUGGGGACCAAUAGUGAUUGAAUCCCAGAAGUUCUGGUUUCUAUCGUGAAUCCUAUAGUUCUUAAAAGCCUCAGAAACCUGUUGGAUCUCCAGGGGCCCACCCAGCCUGAGGAGAAAUGAGCAGGGGGACAACUCUCCUGCUCCUUGAGGCUCCCCCCAAGGCCAGGAAGCACACAGAGUCUUGAAUGUGUAUUCAGCCAGCUCUCCAGCAGUAAGACCCAGGUGACCACUGGACCAAAGAGGCAGACUGAUGCUGGCGAUUGGGUGGGAAAGGAAGGAAGAGAGGAGACAAGUUGGGGAAGGGGUUGGGUCUGGCUAAACCCGGGUCUCAAAGACUGUUCACAAAUUAAAGGUGUCAAAUCCUGGGUCUGAGUCUGUCUCUUUCCCAGUAAGUUAGGUAAGUUCUGAAUGUAGAGGCGUUUUUUUCUUGAAAGACUGUGUGUGUUUG